Seminavis robusta is the source of this 5777-nucleotide messenger RNA. The record is from the annotation of a GenBank genome assembly. NCBI's taxonomy places the organism in Eukaryota, Bacillariophyta, Bacillariophyceae, Naviculales, Naviculaceae.
CCACCAUCCGCAAAACGAGACACGAAGAUCGACAAGCCAGAUUUUUGGGUUGCAGCGUUGCAGCAAAGGAGAAAGGAAUAAGCUAUUGACGCCUCUGCCAAGCCUUCUGCGAGAGAGUAGACAAGGGCAACUUGAUAGAACUUCUUGGAAAGAGUACCUUGACUGAGAGCCAUGUCGGGAUUUGGUGGUGGCUUCGGCAACCCAGCUCCAGCUCCAGGGUUUGGAUUUGGCGGAGCUCCGGCUCCAGCUUUUGGAAGUAGUGGAUUUGGAUCACCCCCGCCUGCAGCACCUGCCCCAACUGGAUUUGGCAACGCCAACACUAGUAGUCCUUUUGGUGGGGGUUUUGGUGCUCCAGCAUCUGCUCCAACCACCUUUGCUGCUCCUGCAUCGUUUGGAAACGCCCAACCACAACCGCCAUUUGGGGCGGCUCCUGCUAGCAGCGGGUUUGGGACGCCCGGAUUUGGGGCGGCACCGUCAUCGGGCUUUGGCCAACCCUCUUCUGGAUUUGGAUCGACUGGCUUUGGAAACAGCAGCAGCAACAGUGACAAUUCGAUGUUUGGAGCCCCCUUUGGUCAACAGCAGCCGCCACAGCAACAACAAGGUACUCAAAUGAUGGACGUCCCAAAUCCCUUUGGGGGAGGGGCUCCUGCUCCCUCAGUUUCCUUUGGCAUGUCGUCCAACGUAGUCACGGGAGGAAAUGCGCCCAUGAAUAAUGCAUCUGGCGGUGGGAUGUCAUUUGCCGCUCCUGCCAGUUCCACGUUCGGCGGCAAUAAUAACAACAUCGACAAUUCGACAUCUUUUUCAUCCAAUCCAUUUGGUGGAUCGGCGGCCCCAUCCGCCCCUUUUGGAGCAGCUCCAGCCUCUGGCAUGACGUUUGGAUCGUCAUCAUCGUCAUCACAGCAACAGCAGCAUAAUAGACAGCAAUCAUCGGGCAGCGUCGAAAUGGGAGGAUCAGAUUCCCCAACUCCCAUGACAGCUUUUGGAAGCACAUUUCACAGCACAUCAGACCGAGGUAUGGAUGGAUCACUCAGUCCAAUUCCCGAAGAUAAUACUAUGGGUGAUCCAUUCGGUUCUGCUUCGGGGAAUGCUGCCGGUGCUCCUUCUUCGGCGCCACCACCACAACAGGAUGGCAAGGCGGAUGAACUAGCACGUCUCAAGGCCAAAAUUGAAGCCAAACGAAAGAAAUUGGCAGACAGAAUGAAAAACAAGGAUGGCGGCAAUAAUGACGAUAGUGCUGCUGCUGCUUCUGCUGCUGCUGGUACUAGUAGUAGUCAACAACAACAACGACAACCAAAACAGUCUCAAGAGAGCCAUCGAAAUCGACGAAAUCGAGGCGCCGCCAGCCCUGGGCCAGAAGAUUCCUCCGACCAAAAAUCAAGGGCGGAACGAAAUGCCAUUCGCUUUGCCACCACCACCACCAAUACGGCCACACGAUCUCACCUGCCAUCCGAGUUGCGGGGGCAGCAGCAGUCAGGUGCGCCUAGUGGUAGACCCUCUGCUACAGCCUCCUCGGCUAUCGGAGGGGGAGGGAGACCCUCUGUUACAUCGGCUGUCGGAGGAGAAGCCAACCGAGAAGACUUGGCAUCGGCCAAAUCACUCAUUGGAACUUGCAUGUACAUGUGUCCCGACGAAGAGUUGGUACGACGAGAACGUGAAAACGACAUUCAGCUGCUGGAAAUGCCCGACCCCGGGGGCGUUCACCCUCCUCAGUGGGGAUUACGCAACACGGUUGUCAAACGGUUUCGAAGAUCUGCGGCAGAUUACAAAUUGGAUGUGCCAGAAUGGAUCAGACCUCCCGAUGUCUUGGAGGAGGUCUGCGCCUAUCUGGAAGAGUGGGUCAUGGAACGGGACCGACAAGGGCCCGAUCGUCGCUUUCCACAAAAUGGAACACCCAACUCGUUGGAUGUGUAUCAAUUCAUUUGGGAUCGAACGCGAAUGAUUCGCAAGGACUUUAUUCUAUCAAACUAUGUGGGAACAGGGGGGAUGUGCGAUGCAAGAGCUGUGCGAUGUCACGAACGAAUUGCUCGGUGGCAUGCCAUGUGCGAGCAUCAGCUGAGCCAUAUCAAUGAUUUCGUUGUUCAACAGUCGCAACAAAACAUUGCGGAGCUGGGGCAGACAAUAAAGACGCUGAACCAUUUCUACGACGACGCGAUGGGCCGUGCAUACAUUGAAGUCCCAGACGAUCAGGGGAGGGAAACACGGACAAACUUCAACGAUUUUUCUCACGGAUGCCAAUCCGAUAUUUGCCAAGGUGUCAAUCCAGUGGACUAUGACGGGUCGCCGUUAACGAACACAGCAGAUGCAUCUGCGCUGUCGCAACGGUUGAUUGGGAAAAUGACCGUGAACAGUCCUUCUCGAGGUACAGCCGAAUGCGAGAUGCGGGGUCUGUAUAUUCUUCUGGUUAUGAAUAACGAGGGCGGUAUGGAAGUCAUGAGGUACACAGCUGCUUUGUACCGCGAAAGACCCGAAAUCUAUAAUUCCAAACCAGUGCAACUUGCGCUGGAAAUCUUCAAGGCGAAGAAAGCCAACAACUACGUCCGCUUCUUCAAAUUUCUGAGAGAUCCUGGAACACCCUAUCUUUUUGCUUGUCUGAUGUUCAAACACAUCGAGUCCAUGAGGAGAAUCGCGUUCAGAAUGAUUAGCAAAACGUAUGGAGCCAAGCGAAGGGAUACUGGCGAGCCCAUUUACGACGCCUACCCGUUGAAGAAACUCGCGGAGAUUCUUUGUUUCGAUGAUUUGGACGAGGCGCGAGCGGCUUGCAAGCAUUUCAACAUCACCAUCAAACCUGUGCAGCUCAAACCGGGCAGUGAUGGUAAAAGUGGAAUGGCAGAGAUCAUCUUUUGGAAGCAGACGGACUUCACCGAACCGAGAGACGAGGAAAAGAACAUUCCAAUUGUGCUGCGCCCCAAAAAGAAUCUGAAGUACAUCGAAAGCAAACUGAACAAGGCGACCAGGCUUGGAGUUUGUAGGGGUGAAGUCAGCGGUGCCGGGUCCUCUUUGAUGCAGCUUCCUUCCAAGACAUCGACAGCCGUCAGUCCCGAUGCUGCGCCAUCGGCAACUCGGGCUCCAACCUCAACCGCCCCUGCGAGUCAACCCGUACAUGUACAGCCGAGUGUUCCAGUGCCAGCUCCUGCCGCAUUUGACGAUGAGGCCGCGAAAGUCGAAGAGCUCAGGAGACGCCAAAAGGCUCUCUUGGAGGCAGCGGCCAAGAAGAAGAAGUUGGAGGAAGAAGCCAAGCGAAAUGCAGAAAAGGAGCGCUUGGAAGCGGAGAGGAUUCGCAAAGAACGCGAGGAAGAGAAGAGAUGGCUACGAGAGGAGAAAAAGAGAAAAGAAAUGGAAAGGCUGGCCGAAAAGCGGCGGCUCAAGGAAGAGGAGGAGAAACGGAAAAAAGAGCAGGCAGUAAGAGAGGAGCGGGAACGAAAAGAGAGAGCCGCCAAGGAAGCCCUUCGACGGCAGGAAGAAGCUCGGAAAAAGGCUGAAGCAGAAGCAGCUAGGAAGAAAGCAGAAGAAGAAGAAAGGGAGCGACAAAGGCUUGAAGCUAUUAGGAAGGAGAAAGAGAGAAUCGAGCGCGAAAAACGCGAGGCGGAAGAGCGCCGUAGAAGAGAAGAGGCCGAGCGCAUCAGAAAGGAGCAAGAAAUGAAGCGACUUGAAACCUUGAGGGCACAGGAGGAGGAACGUAAAAGGCGAGAAGCCUUGAAAAGGAAGGCACAGGAGGAGUUGGAACAACGUGUUGACAAAGCCCGCAAACUACUGCUGUUACGACGUUGGCGCGAACAGCUACCUCGCAGCUUUCAGUCCAGUAGAAGUACAAGGGAAAGCCUGGGACGGAUGGACCCUACAUUCUCUGUAUCAUCCCCGUUCACAGAAAACUUCCGCGCCGAGGAGCUAGUGUCGGAGGGAUCGAAUUCGCGAUCCAUGGCACAAUCUCAAAUUGUGGACACACGCAAAAUACUGAAUCGAAUACUUUCCGAGAAAGAUCCAGCCGCGCUUGACGUGGCUUCCUUAUUGAUGAACAAGCUUCAAGGGGAUGGUGAGCUUUUGCAUCACAUGCGGCCAACUGGUCUUCGGAUGGUUGAAACGGAAGCAUUGAAAACAACGAUCUUGUUGAAAGUUGCGGUGGUUCUUCCAGAGCCAGAUGGGCUAGAGGAGGAAAGCAUGUACGAGUCGAUUCAUACCUGGCUAAAUAGGCGCCUUGAGUACGGGAAGGUUGACAUUUUGGAGGACCUGGCUUCAGCUGGAGCUGGAGCACAAAACCUUGAGGUCAGGGUCCUUUUUGUGAAGGCCGAUAGCUGGGUUGGCCCUGUCGUCUGUGAUGCGGCGCUCUUUGUUAUCCCACCCGAAUUUUGCAGCGGCGAUUGGAGCUGCUCUCGGAAGAUUGAAGGGAUCGCGUCGGCUUUUGGAUGCAUUGGCCCAGAUGUCCCCCGUGUUGCUUAUGUACUGGGCGAGCAAUUCGACUCAGAAUACCGCGAGACUGUGAACGAGUUCCUUGGUGAAUGUCUCCAACAGACUGAAACUGCAGAGUUCAGAACCUUCUUUCCGGUCGAGUCGUCUGUAUCUGCUCUGGAACGCUGCCUCAAGUCGGCGUUGAAGUCCCUGAUCCAAACCUUCACUGAUGAUGCUCCUCUGGCUGUGGAGCAGGUGUCCGCCGUCAAGCUAGCGAGCAAAUGCAUCACCGAUACACUCUGGACGGCGUCAGUCUUCGACUCAUCAGAACGUGCGAGAGUGGCUCUGUCCGCCCUCCUCAAGGAGCUCGACAAGCAGAGUCACUCCAUCGAAGAUUCGUGGUCAAGCUGGCCUGCCGGAGAUUUUGCAACGGAACAAGGCUUUGUAUUGGACUAUUUUUGCAAGGAUCUCCAUCUCCCGGUUGCAUGGGCAUACCACGGGUUUUUGGAUAGGGCACGACGCGUAUUAAAGGAACUACACGAGGCGUUUCAAGAAGCAAGCGUUCCUUUGGCGGUUGCCAAGAUGACAGCGAAUGCCCCCGCUGCUUUGCGCCGCGAAUGUGACCAACUCCUGGAAAAUAGGCACUAUCGUAAGUGUAUUCAAGUGGCUCUCGAAUCGGGCUUCGUGGCCGAUGAGAUGCUUUUCUUGCCUCAGGGCGCCGCCGAAGAAAUCGUGGAAGCCGCGAUCCGGAGUGCCACUGGCUCCGUUGGAUCAGACUUGGAUGCUCUCGACGAAUCUGACAACCUCAACAAUGAAGUCGACUUGACAGGAUCGGAAGAUCAUCCAUCUAUGAUGGAGUCGACCCCCGCCACGAGAGAGAACGCGAAGCAGAAAGAAGCAGACGAAUCCGAAGCCACCGACGACGCGGGUGUCUUUAAGAAAGCCCAAGACAUCUUUCAGAUAUCCAGAACGAUUUCUCCGGUUCCGCCAGGUGCAAUGAACACACCCAACACUGUGGAUUCUCCACCUGGGUCGGAAUCGCCACCACCAGGCGUCCAGUCGAACUACAAACGCAGUUAUUCGGGCAUGUCGGAAGGCGACGAAUCGGAUUCACCGUUUCGAUCUCCUGUUGUUUCUGGGUCCUCGACCACUCCACGCUCCCUCUUGAAGCGACCUCGCAAUGCGUCGUAUCGAUCACAAGACGAAAUUGAGAGCAGCGAGUUCACAAAGAAGCUGCAGGCGUUGUAUGGUGGAGGCGCAACUGUGGAUAUGGACGUGGGAGAUACAAGGCUUUCACGACUCGUCCGCGACCUUCCAUUGCAAUCGGACCAGGAUUGAAGGGAUGGAUCAUUAUCCCUCAUGUUGUCUGCAGAGGCAGAGUUCACUCCUUGCUA